CAGCAUGCCUGACUAGUUAACAUAUUGGUAUUAUGCAUAAGAAAAGACUUAAGACCAGUGUCUUUUUACAUGAACAAGACCAAAAUGACCUUUUCCUUAAUUCAUAGCUUGGUCAGGCUUUAUAAAAACGCCAGCAUGGCAGAAAAGCUUGAAGAAGACUACUGACAGAAUGCACAUGAUGACAGCCUUGCAGCGUGGUGUAUGGGCUUUACUGCUCUGGCCCUAUCUGCUUACUGUAAGUAUCCCACUAGACUGUAAGGAAGAGCAGGGUAGCUUCUCCCGCUGCCCCUACAUCUCCCAAGAGAAACUUCUAGACCGAGUCAUCCAGCAUGCUGAGCUUAUAUACCGUGUCUCAGAAGAAUCAUGCUCUUUGUUUGAGGAGAUGUUUGUCCCAUUCUCAUUGCAACUCCAGAGGAACCAAGCUGGCUAUGCAUGCAUCACCAAAGCCUUUCCCAUCCCCAGCUCCAAAAGUGAAAUCCAACAAAUUUCUGACAAAUGGUUGCUCCACUCUGUGCUGAUACUGGUUCAGUCGUGGAUUGGGCCUAUGGUCUACCUGCAGACCACAAUGGAUCACUACGAUGGCGUUCCUGACAUGCUGCUCAACAAGACUAAGUGGGUUUCUGAAAAACUGAUCAGUCUGGAGCAAGGGGUAGUGGUCCUCCUCAAGAAGAUGUUGGAUGAAGGAAUGAUAACCACAACAUACAGUGAACAAGGCCUAUUCCAGUAUGAAGUGCAACCUGACAUGCUGGAAUCUGUUAUGAGAGACUAUACCUUACUCAGCUGCUUCAAGAAAGACGCCCAUAAGAUGGAGGUUUUGCUCAAGCUUCUUAAAUGUCGACAAACUAACAACUGCCCAUGAACUAUAGUGCAGCUAUUAAGUAAUACAGAGUUCAGCUUUAAAUUAAUUCCUUAGGUCCACUUAUAGAUAUGUCCAUGCCUUAGGCAAUUCAGUCUUGGUUUCAAUGCAGCACAUUCUUUAUUGAUUGUUUUGGAACACCUUCACUCAAAAACUAAGUAGGUGUAUUGCUGUGCCCUCUCUGCAUUUUAUAUUUCCCUACUCAGUUGUUAUUUUAACCUGGCAAAGGCAACAGAGGGCAAACUCCCAAAAGAUUAUUUGCGUGUCAAGCUGUCAAAAAAAUCUGCAUAUCCUGCCAUUGAUUUCCAUUUCCUUUGUUCUUAACUGGAGUUUGUGUUCCUUCGCUGGCUCUUGCAGUGUUUUGAUUAUUCCCACGGCCCCCAGAGUAUUCACUGAGGCUCUCUCUUUAAAUGGAGUUGGUUUCACUUCUGCAUUAUUGAAAUGAAACACUUUCACCGGAGAUGGGAGUCAAACAGAGAGCAAUCUACUACUUAAAAAAAGAAACACAUUUUGAUUGGUGAAGGAGCGUGUGAGAGAGACAGAGAGAGAGAGAACAAAUAACAGCUAAAAUAAAAUAUGUGGAAGUUUGGUUAGACACAGCCAGGUUUGGAUUUGUUCAGUGCUUAUGAAAGAAUUGUGAAUAUUUUUCUGCCUUGACUUGUCUAAUUUAACCUCUAAAAUAUUCACUUUAAAUGUUGGGGAUAUGCAGUUUAAACUUUAAUUGUAAGAUCAUAUGAAUAUUUAAUGCAAAAUGCAAACUAUACUUUUCUGUAUACUGUCAUGUGUAAAUAAAAGAAGCCCAAUGUAUUGUGUAAACCUUUUUAGUCAAUCUCUGUUAAUUCUAGGGAAUAAUAAA
Molecule: messenger RNA, 1712 nt
Organism: Larimichthys crocea (large yellow croaker)
Lineage: Eukaryota; Metazoa; Chordata; Actinopteri; Sciaenidae
Gene: smtla
Product: somatolactin alpha
Exons: 5
Coding region: 170-859 (229 amino acids)
Biological process (GO): positive regulation of tyrosine phosphorylation of STAT protein; positive regulation of growth; positive regulation of receptor signaling pathway via JAK-STAT
Cellular component (GO): extracellular region
Molecular function (GO): growth hormone receptor binding; growth hormone activity
Source: RefSeq, a predicted model, not a curated record